AAGGGGAAGAAACGCACAGUACGCGUGCGCCACAGGGUCACAGCGGGCUUGGAAGGCGAGCAAUGGAACAUUCUCGUUGGCAAUCUGGGAUUAGGGCGGGGCGGGCGUCGCCCCUGCAAUCUGAUUGGCUGUGAGAUCGCUUACACGCCCCGGGAUUGGCUAAUGCCUUGCGCGGGUCUAGAUGACUUCUGGUCAAAGUUUAACUUAGUUGCGGUUGGCUCUCGUUACUUCUCAGAGAUACAUUCUGAUCCUUUCUUUUCUUCUUCUUUUUAUCUUUGCUUUACCGUAUGCACAUGAGCUACGCGUGAUUGAAGCCUUUGGAACGCGGGGCGUUCCUUAAGUACAGAGAAGGAUCAGUCGCGGCGAGCAAGAUUUCCUCUGGUGGAACUUUGGUAUGGCGGCUUCUGAUUGGCUGUCACGUUUUGAGAACCCGUUUUGACGUUCCUGAUUGGAAAUCACCAGUAUUUGCCAAAACAUGGACUGGGAUCAGCUUGACAUGAACCCCAGAGUGAUUGCAGCUGUUAAGAGAGCUAACAUAAAAUCAGUCAAAGAGAUUUUGCAUUUUUCGGGAGCAGAUUUGCAAAGGCUGACUCUGCUAUCCAGUACAGAUGUACAGUACCUGCUGGAAACAGUCUCUGGUGCAUUGAGAGAAAAAACUGUCUUCACAGCACUUCAGCUAUUCCAAGACAAAAACCACAGCACUUCCCAACGCCAGAAGCUAAGUCUGGGCUGCCCAGUUCUAGAUAGUUUGCUUCAAGGUGGCAUUCCUCUUACGGGUAUUACUGAAAUAGCUGGGGAGAGCUCAGCUGGGAAGACCCAAAUCGGUUUGCAGCUGUGUCUUUCGGUGCAACAUCUGUACAAAUAUGGUGGAUUAGAAUCCGGUGCUGUUUACAUUUGCACAGAAGAUGUUUUCCCAAAUAAACGCCUACAGCAGCUGAUUGAGCAGCAGUCCAACCUUAGAGCUGACGUUCCUCACAAUGUUGUGCAAAAAAUAAAAUUUGGAAAUAGUAUCUUUGUCGAGCAUGCUGCCGAUCUUGACACUUUCCGUGAGUGCAUUACCAAGAGGGUUAACUUGCUGCUCUCGAGAGGCAUGGUGCGCUUGGUUAUUGUCGAUUCCAUUGCUGCCUUAUUUCGUUGUGAAUUUGGAGCUGAGGACUCUGUUUUGAAAGCCAGAUACUUGCAGUCAUUUGGAGCAAAGCUUCAUAGGCUGAGCAGCAAAUUCCGGAUCCCAGUAAUAUGUAUUAAUCAGGUAACUGAUACAAUGGAUGAGAGGAGGAGUGCAGUUCAGAGCAGUCCUGGGCCCAUGGCCAAGAGUGUGACUCCAGCCCUUGGAAUAACUUGGUCCAAUCAACUGCUGAUGAGGCUUAUGGCAAGCAGAAUGCCGCAGGCUGCUGGGGACACAUCACACCAUAGUGGGAGCACCUUGCGGAUGUUGAGGGUUGUUUUUGCUCCUCAUCUCCCUCAGUCCUUUUGCUACUACACAGUAAACUCAGAAGGUGUGAAAGGAAUAAAGGUGGAAACUUCAAACAUCCUGUGAAACACUCAUUCCAAAAUCAGGCAAGAGCUUUCAGUUUUAAAUAAACCUGAAGCUAGUCGUAUCACAAGAAUGCCCAAUCUAACUACCGCCAUUUGCAGAUCUGGAGUGGAAUUAGUUACUUAAGCGGAGUUGCAAUCGAUUGGGAAAUGCAAGCAAACGAUCAAUACAGAAAAGUAGAACAAGGGGUAAAUAUAACACACAAGACCAGGGCAGUGUGGCUUAAGUGACAAACAAACAGCUGUUGGGCUGUCACCAGCAUGUUUAGAUUGUCAGUAAUCAACAUUCUUCAAAGUUAAUAAAAUUUGUCAAGUGGAGCUAUCAGGAACAGAAGCCCAUAAGCCUCCUAAAUUCCUUGGUUCUAUGAUAUAGCGAGAUGAAUUUCCUAACUGGAAAUACCUAACUGGCAUCUUGUAGAGAACCUAUAUUGAUGCAUUUUAAUCUUCAGGCCCGUAGUAGCCUGCACACCACUUUAGAUCUUCGAAAGCCCUUCAGAGUACCCUUGUCUUCAGAAGUUAGGCAGGUAGCUACCAGGGAGAAUGUCUCAUCUGGAGUGGCACCUUGGCUUUCUUUUCUAGGGAGAGACUUGCCUGGCACCGUUGUUAUUCUUUCAAAUGCCUUGCCAAUAUUUCUGUUGCCAUUGUUUUUAUCCUAUGCUGCUCUGCUCAUUUGGUUUUUUAAAAAUAUUUGAGUUUAGUCACUGCCUUGAACUGUUUGAAGUGGAAAGAUAGGAUCUCUCCCCACCACCACCAUAGAUGAUUUCUAGUAAGUUUUACAAUACAACCAGACUGUCACCUCUCCCAUAAGCAGCACACUGCAAGAGCCCCACUCUUUAAAUGCAACAUUCCCAAAUAAGAGAGAAGCGUCAUGCCAUGUUUUCUCAUCAGCACUGCCUUCACGUGAUUUGACUCUUGCGUGUUUAACUUUGUACAUAAUAGGUUUCCUAAAAGUUUGCUCUUAAAUAUUGAUUAGACAUUUUCUCUCUCAUACACCCCACAUUCUAACAGGCACAUAAAGAAGUUAAAUUCAUACAGUGGUGUGGUUUAUUUUUUUAUUUUUACACUUUGAAAAUGCCAAAGAAGCUUUACAUGAUAAGUUUCAUAAUAAACCACAUCUCUGCAACAGGUUAAACAAAAACAAGGUCUGGAGUUAUUUAAAUGGAAACGUGCUACAUACACUUCUAGAACCAAGUUGCUAUUUUAGUGUAGAAUAACUCAGGUUGUAUCUUCUGUACUAUAUUCUAAUGCUUUAUGUGAAUAAAAAUGUAUUUGGGGAAGUGACUUUGGUUACUGACCUUAUACACUGAAAACCA
Messenger RNA from Hemicordylus capensis (graceful crag lizard), 2846 nucleotides. It is a transcript of the gene XRCC3, whose product is annotated as X-ray repair cross complementing 3. NCBI's taxonomy places the organism in Eukaryota, Metazoa, Chordata, Lepidosauria, Squamata, Cordylidae. Gene Ontology annotation, cellular component: Rad51C-XRCC3 complex; replication fork. Gene Ontology annotation, molecular function: ATP-dependent DNA damage sensor activity; ATP binding; four-way junction DNA binding. Gene Ontology annotation, biological process: resolution of mitotic recombination intermediates; double-strand break repair via synthesis-dependent strand annealing; telomere maintenance via recombination. The record is from RefSeq and is a predicted model, not a curated record. The transcript has 8 exons. The coding region runs from base 476 to 1537 and encodes 353 amino acids.